AAUCGUGAACAUCUCAUAAUGGAAAUGAAAUUCAAAUCAAGUCUUACCUGUAUAGUCAAUUUCAUAGUUAACGAGGGCUUCGAGUCUGGUUGGAGCACUUUGAAAGAAUUUGUCAGGUGCACGAGCUCCAUAUUCAGUGUUUGUAUAAGACUGUACCUGACAUGAACAAAUGGGGAUGGCUCGUUGUGGUAGCUGCGCUCGUCUUGCGCUUGUGCAUCCUUGCGGUUAUUUCGUCGUAUGGCGUUUUCUUAGAGUACUUCAUCACUAAAUUUCCGUCAACACCAGUUGCCUUCUUAGAAUCAAUAGGAGCGGUGUCCUACGGUAUUGGUGCUAUGGGAGCCCCGAUAUCUCUCGCCUUAUACAGGAAGUACAAGACACGACGAGUGGUGAUCGCUGGAGUAUUUGCUGCCUCUCUUGGCUUUGCUUUGACGGGAACGGUGCAAAGCCCUGGCGCAAUAUUCGUCACCUACGGGAUCCUCCUCGGCAUUGGUGCACUUUUGACCAAUAACACGUCGUUAUUCCUGAUUGCGCAGUACUUUAAACCGGAAAAUAAAUACUAUGUGCUUGCCACAAGCCUGCCCGUCCCUUCCAUAGCAUUUGCACUUGAACGCUUAGUUCGAGGCAUCGGAAGCCAAAAUGCGUUUGCCCUGCUUGGAGUAAACGCUUUCAUUUGUGGAACCCUCGCUGCGUUAGCAAUGGAAGAAAACGAAAAUGGAGAUACCCCUCAAAACGAAAGUGUCAAUGCCAUGAAAGGUGGAUACGACGGCGUGCCUGAACACGGAAUUGGCGAUUAUCAAACAGGACAAAAGAACGAAGCGGACAACGAAAAACAGUUGACAGAAACGCACCUCGAUCAGAAAUGCAGUGCUACAGCCGAGUCAGGGGAUUCCAAGCGGGACAGAGGCAGUGCCCCUUCUAAACCACUGGUUGUGGCUGUUUCUGUCACUAUAUUUCUUACCUUGUUUCUUCGAGGAGCAGUCAUGCAUUCUUUGCCCUUUGUUAUGGUAAAGCAUUUGGUCCAGGAGUUCAAUACCACUCCAUUUCUGGCCGCGUCCACAGUGACGUUCUUCAACUUGUCUGACUUGUGUGGGCGGCUGACCGUGGCUUUCAUCGGAGACCGCUUCUUCAAGGGACAUUUGGUAGAAAUGUGUGCAGUGUGCGCUCUCCUGUUGGGCGCUGGCUGCCUCGCUGCAAGGUUUGCAGUGCAGUUUUAUCAGAUGUUGAUGUUCAAUAUCGGCAGGUGCGCUGUACGACGUCACUGGAUCUUACAGAAUAUGUUUUGUCCUUAACCUUGGAUUUUGCCUACUCGUCGCCAUGUCCUUUGGAACUUUAGUAAUUGUAAGAGAACGUUUCCUAAGAAGACGUGUUUUACAUUCAGCAGGCGGAAAGGAGAGUUCAUCACAAAUACAACAUGCUGAAAACGUAACAUGGACGAAGAAACCGCGUCUUGAAUUGCUAUCACGGUUUGCUCAAAUACAACUUCAAUAUAAUACUAAAUCAGAAGAAAAAGCUCCACUGAAAAAAACAAACUCAGUACUGGAAUAUUAAAUGGGCGGCAGCUUGUCGCUGAAGUGAAGGGGUUUAAUACAUGUACCUCUAUACAGGAAAAUUAUCUUUAAAAAUAAAAUAUUAACUCAAGAAUGAAGUACAUCAAAGAUAGAGACUACUUUGAAUUAAAACAAGGUAUACGUUACAAUUUCUUAAUCAUUUAAUGCAACAAAGUCGAAGAAAACCCCCAGCCCAAGGUGACAAUUACAGCAACUGAUCCAGAGUUUGGAACACCCCUCCGAGACAAAUCCAGGGGCGGAACCAAGACUUUUCUGAAAGGUUUUCAAAUGGUAAUAAAAUAUGACUAGUCGUGGCCAAUGAAAAAAAGUCCUCUUGUUUUAAACCUAUA
This is a messenger RNA of Lingula anatina, 1897 nucleotides long. Its product is annotated as monocarboxylate transporter 13. Gene Ontology annotation, biological process: transmembrane transport. The record is from RefSeq and is a predicted model, not a curated record. Lineage: Eukaryota; Metazoa; Brachiopoda; Lingulata; Lingulida; Lingulidae. Gene Ontology annotation, molecular function: transmembrane transporter activity.